Molecule: messenger RNA, 1788 nt
Organism: Cylindrotheca closterium
Lineage: Eukaryota; Bacillariophyta; Bacillariophyceae; Bacillariales; Bacillariaceae
Source: the annotation of a GenBank genome assembly
AUGAAUAUUGUUCCAUCAUCAUCAUCCUUAUUUUGGAGAAACAAGAAUCCUCUGAAACGACGGCGACGGCGGAGGCGCCUCAAGACCAAAGUCUAUGUGAUUCUCCUGGUCGGUACCUGCCUGAUAAUCUUGCACAUUUAUGAACAUUGGCAAUGGAGUGAAUUUCGAAAUGUGUAUUGGACGGAAGAGCUGCUGGUAUAUGAUGGAGGAGGAUAUAACAGGAGUGGGACAUCCUCACCCUCUUCGGCCUCCAACAAUAAGAACAACAACAAUCUCAGAGCAGGAGGAGGUACGAAUAAUGAGAAUCACAAUAAGUCUCCCAAGAUGAAUGACAAUAAUCGUAAUGAUAAUCCAAAUGCCAAGUGGAAUCCUGAAAUCAUCUUUACCCAUCGAGACGUUCACUUGUCGGAACAGGCGGAUGCUACAGCAACAACAAAAAGUGCUACGUUUAUGGAAGACACCAAGAACAAGGCUUCUUUUGUGAGAGAUUCCCGUCAAAGCAUUCAAUUUUCGGAUUUUGUCAAUAAACCAAACGACAAUGACAACGACAACAAUGACAAUACAAAACAACAAGACGUCUCAUCAUCCUCCUUGACGUACGAACAAGCCAAGGAAGGACGAGAACCAUUGUUGGAAAUCUUGGAACACGACUUGGGAUUGGCCAAAUUGACGACUACCGAACUGUUGCAAUUGCCAAAGUGGUCCGAAAUUCAAGACUUGUAUGGUUCCAAACCGAUGCUGGUCGGUACGGAUACCUGUCUCAAAUAUCAGACGAAAGUUCCAUUGCAGGAUCGAUACAUUGGCGUGGCGGGUAGUUUCAAUUCAGGAACGACCGCCUUUGGACUUUCGUUGCAACAAAAUUGUCGAUUUCCCAAUCGUCGUCAUAGUCGUCAUAAUCGUCGUCAUAAUCGUGACACUCAAACGGCAGGGGAAGGAAACAAUAAGAAUCCAGCGGGCAACAUUGUCACCAAUGUUCAUGGCAUGUUGAAUCAAGUCCCUUGGGCCAAACACAAAAUGGCACGAGAACGUUUUGGUCAUACCAUUGACGAAUCCAUACCCAAAGAAAAUGUCUUGCCGGUAGUACUGGUACGGGAUCCCUAUUAUUGGAUGCAAAGCAUGUGCAAACAGGGAUAUGGCGUACGAUGGGAUCACAAUGCCAAGAAACAUUGUCCGAAUUUAGUCCCCAAUGAGUACGAUCAAAAACGAUUUAAGCGAUACGCCUCUUUGAAUCAAACUUCGGUACCCGUGUGGAUGGGGCAAAGUUAUGAAAGUGGUCCUCAUUGGGAUUCGUUGGUACAUUAUUGGAACGAUUGGUAUGGGUCGUACUAUUACAACAACAACAAUAGCAACAACGACAACGACAAUCAUCAAACUGCAAACAAUAAUCAUCAAGAGGAUUUCCCCCGUUUGAUGAUUCGAUUCGAAGAUACAUUAUUUCAUGCCAAGACGGUAAUGAAACUGGUAUGUGCCUGUGGUGGUGGCAUCUUUUCGGGCAAUGAGGAUGAGGAGGAAGACGAUGGAGGAGAAAUCAAUAUUGGAUUUACAAAUGAUAAUACUGCCAAGCAACAACAACAACAACAACAUCAAAUGGGUAGUGCCUUUCGUCCGAUUGUCGACGAAGCCAAGUUUGAACACAAACAUGUUCAAAACAAUCUGGUGUCGGCUAUUGUGAAAUAUGGUACCGAAAAGGGACGGUAUCGAAACAUGACCCAGGACGAUUUGGAAUUUGCACAAACUCAUUUGGAUUCCGAACUGAUGAAAGCCUUUCAUUACAAGCAGAGAACGUGA